Zea mays is the source of this 1577-nucleotide messenger RNA. RefSeq lists its product as uncharacterized. The transcript has 3 exons. Gene Ontology annotation, molecular function: transcription cis-regulatory region binding; DNA-binding transcription factor activity. The coding region runs from base 89 to 1201 and encodes 370 amino acids. NCBI's taxonomy places the organism in Eukaryota, Viridiplantae, Streptophyta, Magnoliopsida, Poales, Poaceae. Gene Ontology annotation, cellular component: nucleus. The record is from RefSeq and is marked provisional. Gene Ontology annotation, biological process: regulation of DNA-templated transcription.
AUAAACUAGCAGAAGUCAGCGCCUCCCUCCUCCGCCCGUUUCCUCAAGCGACAAGAACCCAACCACUCCGCGUCGUCGUCUGCUGCCAAUGGAGGAGGAGCGCUGCUUCAACAACUGGGAUCUGGACGCCGUCGUGCGCUUGGGCUGCCGCCGCCUCCUCUCCCCGUCGCCGCAGCCCGACCCGUUCGCUUCGUUUCUCCCGCCGCCGCCGCAGAAGGAGAAGCCCGUGGCGCCAGCGCCGGCUAAAGAGCCAGAGCCACAUACCGCGUGGCGCUUCCCUGACCUUGGUGCUGGCGGCGGGCAAGACGGCGAAGAGCUCCUCAGGGCCCUGUUAGCCGACCAGCCUCCCCUGCAUCAGCCUCUGCCAACGCCAGCGGCAACGCCAACGCCAACGCCAACGGCAACGCCUCCCCCACCAUCACAACAGCAGCAUCUACAGCCGACUGUGACAGCCGUGGACGUGGCUCCACCCCAGGUGCGCCCCGCUCCGGCUAGGGCGCAGCCGAGCGGGCGGCAGGUGCCCGGUGGCGUGCCAAGAUCCAAGAGAAGGAAGAACCAGGUGAAGAAGGUGGUCUGCCACGUUCCGGCGGACGGCUCGUCGCCGGACGUGUGGGCGUGGCGCAAGUACGGCCAGAAGCCCAUCAAGGGCUCCCCCUACCCAAGGGGAUACUACCGAUGCAGCAGCUCCAAGGGGUGCGCGGCGCGGAAGCAGGUGGAGCGCAGCCGCGCGGACCCCAACACUUUCAUCCUCACCUUCACCGGGGAGCACAACCACGCGGCGCCGACCCACCGCAACUCGCUCGCCGGCACCACCCGCCACAAGUUCCCGUCGUCGGCGGCGCCUCAGCCGCCGCCGCCGUCCGUCGUGGUGGGCGGUGACGCGCAGGACCGGCAGCCGAGCCCGAGCCCGACGUCCACGUCGACCGCGGGGCUCUCGCCCACGACGCCGCUGCGCACGCCGUCCAUGGAGGAGGAGGAGGAGGAGGAGGAGGAGGAGGAGGAGGAGGACGAGCUGCUGGUGGAGGACAUGGAGAUGGCUGGCGAGGACGAGCUCCUGUUCCUCAGCACCGACGCCGACGCCGGGGCACCGACGUCCUCGCUCUUCGACGUCGUCGGCGAGCCCUUCCUAAGCCCUCCCUGGGUGACAGCCGCCAGCAGCGCCGGCGAGCCAGCCACAGGGGCAGCCGGCGCUGGGAGCUGACUUCUUCUAGAGAGAGAUGUGCCGUCUGUCCUUGCAGAUGGAGCAAAAUCAAGGGAGGAGAAGAGAGCAUCUGAUGUCCCAUUCUAGUAGUAGUUCUAGCAUCGGUAGUCAGCCCUGACUAGUACGUACAGAGCUUGAUGCAUCAACCGACCCUCAAGCAGUUCUUCUUCUUUCCUGAUCAGAAGAACAUCUUUGCAUCCUGUUCUUUUUGCUCUUUUUUUAGGUAUGGUUGGCACUCUGCAUCUCUUUUCUUUAGGUGCCUGUUUUUUGUUUUUUUUUUGCAUUUGUGUAUAGAAAGUGGUAGAUGAUGAACCAACAAAAGAAGUGAAAAAAAACUAAAGAAGAAAAGUGGAUCAUGGUGUGGUUUAGUUGGCUC